CAGGUUGAGAAAAUUCGGUUGUUGUUGGAUAGGCUGGGCAUGAGUGAAAUUAAAGUCGGUUCAGUGGAAGAAUUCCAAGGUCAAGAGAGACUGGUCAUUAUUAUUUCUACUGUAAGUAAUAGUGACUAAUUUCAAUCCGUCAAGCAGGGGUGGAAAACAUAGGCAAGACUGCUCGCAGGAAAUGUUAAACAGCUGCAGGAAAUUCGUUUUGAAUGAAGAUUUGCUAUUGAAAAUUUGAAGGAAACUUUAACAGCCAUGUCCCACUAUGGGCGCAACAACAUAUGGUUAAUUUAAUUUAUAAACUUUGCCGAUGAAACAGUACAUUGCAUAACAGGACAAAAACAAACUCAUUUAACGUACAUAAUGAAACACAGUACAUGACCACGGAUGGGUGACCGCAACAGCGAAUAACCAAUUACUGCGGGCUCGAAUAGCCAAUUACUGCGGGUUGACAGACAUUCCUUGAAUUUAAAACCAUGGUCAGCUAGAACACUACAGUAUAUGUUUAUGCACAUGCAGAUUUAGCACAAAAAUACUCCGUUGGUCUGCAGGAAAUUAUUUUUCCUGCCCUGCGGCGUCAAGACCAUUCUGUGAUGUAAACAGCUUCUUAUCGUCCAUUUUUAUUGUCUUGCUAUAGGUUCGAUCACGCGAAAACCUAAUUGGAUUCGACUACACUCAUAACAUUGGUUUCCUCAGCAAUCCCAAGAGAUUCAAUGUUGCAAUUACGAGGGCCCAGGCUUUGAUGAUCGUUAUCGGUAACCCGCAUGUCUUGGUACAGGUAGGAUGUAAUGUUGUGUGGUUAUGUUAUGGUUGAACACACGUGGAGUGUUUUAUCUGGUUGAAGAAGGUGUGGGGUAGCCCUUCGUGUUGGAGGGAGGACUUUGAUAGCCUGACCUGGGAGUUUUCGUUCACUUGACCUCACGUUGAAAAUGCAAACCUUUUCGGUUUCAAUAAAAAUAGCGCGUAUUCUCGGAACAUUCGUUCUGAGAACUGUACCCUAUUAUUUGUCUAGAGGAGGCUCUUUGGCAUCGAUGAGUUAAUGGGCUUAAGGCUUGUUUAGACAAUCAAACUUUCUGUGAUCACAGGAAGAUUUUUGGACAGGCAAAUUCUAAGUUUUGAAGGAUUUGUAAGAAAUGUUUGAGGGGACUGACUUGACACUCAGUAAGUUUCUUCAAACAUUUCUUACAAAUCCUUCGAAACUUAAAAUUUACCUAUGCAAAAUUCCUACUGUGAUCACAGAAACUUUGAUUGUCUAAACCAGCCUUUAUAUUAACUGUGAAGAAGACAUUGUCUUCGCUCAAAAUUUUGGACACUUUAAAGCUACAUCUAUUCUAACUUAUUUUGAGUAUUUACAGCACUGUGGGUAAUCUUGAACCAAGAUUGUUCUCAUGCUGUUGCAACGCUGUUAAAACUACCAACAGUUUUAAGCCAAAAUGGCGUGAAACCACGUCCCUUCAUAGGGACGCAAAUUGAUAAUAUUUUACACUUGAAGACAGUGUAAAAUUAUAAUUUAGUAAAUGUCUUUUGGACGGUAUCAACGCCGUCAAAUGACAUUCAAAAGAUGCACUGUUUCGUGUUUUAGGACACUAAUUGGCGGGCGUUAUUGCAAUAUUGCUUGGAUAAUAAGUCUUACAUUGGGUGUGAUUUACCCAACUUGAACUCGCAUGUCGAGAGUGAAGAUCAUGUUACAUCAAGUGAAUCGAAUAACGAAGGGCAAAGUACGAGUGAAUUAAAGAAUUCUGUUGAGACUGUAUGUAACAACGUUGUGUCUGCUGGUAGCACUGUUCAAGCCACAAGCGAAGAAAAUGGCCAGUGUGUCAAAAACGAAGUUGAGGAAGAUAUGAAGUCAAGUAAAUUGCAUAGCGAUGGUUGUGGUCAAAAUGUGAGCCAGCAUAAGAGUUCUGUUGAAGAUAUAUCUACCGGCGUCAGGCUUGUCGAUGAUGGUCGAACCUUUUGCAAAGAGAAUGUCGACCAUUGUUUUAAGAAAAAUGAAACUGAUUUAUGUAAGGAUGAUAGGAGUCAACUACACAAUUCUGUCGAUGAAGCUACAUCGAAUAAUGAUUUUGAGCCUUUCAGAAACACUUUUAAUGGAGGUACUGAAAGCCAUGGUAGCUCAAUAGACGCUACAGAUGGGACUCCUAUGGAUAAACUAGACCCUGUGAAGGACAUCGAUGGUUCGAGACGGGAUAGUGGAGGUGUUUCUAUGAGUGAACUGAAUAUAUCUGGUGUAGACGUGGAUGGAUACACAAGGGAUAAUGUUUGUAUUUCCAUGGAUAAAUAUGGUGGUAGUAUUUAUAUGGAUAACCUAGACAUCAAAGGUCAAGAUGGAGUAAGUAGGGUGAAUGAGGGUGUUUGUGGUUCCUCUAUGGCGUACUGUAAACACGAUUGCGUGGCCAGACACAGCGAACCCAAGAUAAUAGAAGGCAAUGGAACUCAUACUCAGGAUAUUGAUUUAAGCCAGUCAUCAAAAUUACUUUCAACCGUUGAAAAGAUAAAUUGUUUUGAUAAUGAAACUCCUACGCGGUCUGUAGCUCAAGAUAAUGUUGAUGAAAGUUCAGACGAGGAUCUUGAUGAGAUUGUUUAUGAAGGUGACAAGGAGUAAAUAUUAUGAACGAACGUGAUGUUAUUGAAAACAUAUCACUGAUCUUUAAGCGAAACCGGAUAGCGCAAGAAAAUACAUUUAUAUAUUUUGUAACAAAAAUCUAAGGGAGAAUAUUUUAUAAAGGUGUUUGGGUAAUAUUACUUUAAAUAAAUGUUGAAGUUCAAUUGGGUAAAAGAAAUUAAGAGCGUAACUGUCACAACAUUAUUGAAAGGCAGGUCACGUUGCCCGAGUAUCUAUAUUGUGUGUAAGCCCUCGCAAAAUAAAUUCCUUGAUUAUCAUCAGUACAUAUUAAAAAUGUUGAAGAGGCGAGAGGUUGAUAUUCUAUAUUUUAUGUAAUUUAUAUAUCAAUGCAUCAAGAAAUAAUUAAUAACAUUUUAAUAUUUCUG
Messenger RNA from Paramuricea clavata, 2988 nucleotides. Lineage: Eukaryota; Metazoa; Cnidaria; Anthozoa; Malacalcyonacea; Plexauridae. The record is from the annotation of a GenBank genome assembly.